Chlorocebus sabaeus (green monkey) is the source of this 4504-nucleotide messenger RNA. The record is from RefSeq and is a predicted model, not a curated record. NCBI's taxonomy places the organism in Eukaryota, Metazoa, Chordata, Mammalia, Primates, Cercopithecidae.
CACCUGUCUGUUUAUACCCUGAUGCCUAGAUGGACAAGGUGUGUGUAUGUGCGUGUGUGUGUGUGUAUGUGUCUGAGUGAGUGUAAGGAGGCUGCAGGAAGAGGAACAGUGGGGGAUGGGCAGGAAAGUGGGCUGUGGGGUCAGAGAGGCGAUUUCACAUUCAUAGGCCCUGACUCAGCAGUUCCAUUCUCUGGCUCCUUCAGUGGCUUUGGUGGGGAUGCCCUGAGGGUCUCUCCAAGGUCAGAGUGGGCCCCAAGUCUGGGACCUGGCUUAGGGAUCACCCUUCUCGACUCCUAGGAAACACUCCUUGCAGCCUGGGUCCCCCUCUUACCCCGUCACAGGCUGGGGAAGGAGGUUCCCUUUGGGGGGCUGGUGUCCGUGUUAAGCCACUCAGUAACUGACCACUCUCUUCAAAGUGCCUGGGCAGGGGUCCAGGAUGACUGUGGGCAGGUCUCCUGGGUGCACCUGUUCUGGGCAUGCAUUAAUUGCCUGGUGUGGGUACCUGUGUGCACAAGUGUGUGUAUUCUUGGGCAGUAUAUGCUUCCUGUGGGUGUGUUACCAUGGUGGGGCAUUUCUGCAGUGUUCUUGUGUGUCUCUGGGAAUGCCCAGUGUUCACAGCUAGGUGUGCAUGGCUGUGAGUGCCCGAUGUGCAUGCAUUGGUGGUUGAAUGUAAGUGUUCUUGCAUGUUGCCUCUGGCUAAGGAAGUGCCAACUACCACCAGCUGUGCAGAUCACAGACCCUGCAACAGAAAUCAGGGUCCGGGAGUGAGCUGGCAGAAUGGUCUGGCACGUGUGCGCGCACACACACACACACACACACGCACACACUCUCUGUCUCAUUCAGCAGCCCAGUGACCAGCCUCCGGGUACACACACUAGGUGCCAGUGUGUGUACACUUUUAUUGGCGGAGUGAGUGAAGGGCGUCCCCCAGUCCCCCACACUCGUACAGAUGCACAGUGAUGCAUUUACCCUUACAGGAGAGAGCUGCGCCCCCCAGCACCACUCUAACUCUGAAACUCAUGGAUGGGAGGAGGAGAACAGAGAAGGGGGCUGCUGCCAGGUGCCCUCGGUCACCAGGCAUGUGCAGCCGCAACCCCGCCCCCACACCUACUCGUACCCUAGUCCAGGGUUCCAGGCAGAACUUAGAGUUUGGCCUCAAACUCUGGGAUUCCCAUGAGGCAGGACUGGGAAACCCCCAAGUCCUAGGUCUACCCCGCCCCCAUCUCUGCCUUUCCUUCCCCCACUGUUUCCGUCUUUAUCCCAGCAAAGCCCCUUCCUCUUCAGUGCUGGGGGCUCCAAGCCAGGGGCCCUCCGGAUGGUGGGAGGGGGGGCCAGGCUACCGGCUGGAAAAAGCCCCCAGCAGCCGUGCACCCACCGGGUUCCCCUUCUCUAGUCUCCUCGAAGCCUGGGCCCGUCCCUGAGCAUAGCCGGCAGAGGGCGCUGCGGCCCAGGCCCCGCACCAGCCCUGCUCCCGCGGCGCCCCAAGUCGGGGUCCACAGCCUCUCCUUCGGCUCGUCCCAGCCCCUGUGCUGCGCGAAGACCCCCCCGGCCGUUGCGGGAGGGUGCGGGACCCAAGGCCCCGAACCAAGGGGCGAGGGGCGAGGGUUCCUGGGUUCCUGAAAAAGACACUGAGGCCGGGUUUGGGGUCCGCCUGGUUGGGGGCCCGGGCGCCCGAGAACCUCGAGAGGCUGGGAGGAGCGCGGGUGCCGCGGAGCCGGGACGCCUGGGUCCCGCGCGGGGGAGGGAGUGGGCCUGUGGAGCCGCCGGACUGGCGGCUUCUGCGCCCUUGCAUUGGCUGCACUGCUCGUCCGUCAGCGCAGUGUGGUCCAAUGCGCGCGUCUCGGGGGCGGGCACUGGUGCUGAUGCUGCCGUCAGUCGGUGUUGCAGGGAUGCGGCGGCGGGAGCAGCCGCCCUGACUCGCGGAGCAUCCUCCUCGGAGAGGCACCGCGGCGGGGCGGGCGGGCGGGGACGCGGCGGGGAGUGAGAGAGGCGCGAGGCGGCAGACACCGCCAGCCCCGGCUCUGCCACCCGCCCGAGACGGAGACGGGGCGGCCCUGUGGCUCUGCUACCCACCCUCCAGCUUCUGGCGCCCCGAGAACCAGGCAUCCCUCCCCGCUCUUCCGUCGGAGCCCGCGGCGGGGGAGGGGCGCCGCCGCCGCCACCCGAGGGAAGCCGGCGCCUGGUCCUCUGCGCGCCUCGCCCCGCGGCCGGGCCCAUGGCACUGUGAGCCGGCAAGAGAGCCCCGCUCGGCGCGGGGAGCUCCCGGCCCCCUCCCGCCCCAUGCGCCCGCGGCUCUGAAGCCUGAGCGGGGGCCGGGGGCCUGGCGGGGCCGGGGCCGCCGGAGGCAUGGCGCCCGGGAGUCGGUGGCGGCUGCCACCGCCGCCGCCGCUGCUGCUGCUGCUGCUGCUGGCGCUGGCGGCGCGCGCGGACGGCCUGGAGUUCGGCGGCGGACCCGGGCAGUGGGCUCGCUACGCGCGCUGGGCAGGCGCGGCGAGCAGCGGCGAGCUUAGCUUCAGCCUGCGUACUAACGCCACGCGCGCGCUGCUGCUCUACCUGGAUGACGGCGGCGACUGCGACUUCCUGGAGCUGCUGCUGGUAGACGGCCGCCUGCGGCUGCGCUUCACGCUUUCAUGCGCCGAGCCGGCCACGCUGCAGCUGGACACGCCGGUGGCCGACGACCGCUGGCACAUGGUGCUGCUGACACGCGACGCGCGCCGCACGGCGCUGGCGGUGGACGGCGAGGCCCGCGCCGCGGAGGUGCGCUCCAAGCGGCGCGAGAUGCAGGUGGCCAGCGACCUGUUCGUGGGCGGCAUCCCGCCCGACGUGCGCCUCUCGGCGCUCACGCUGAGCACCGUCAAGUACGAGCCGCCCUUCCGCGGCCUCUUGGCCAACCUGAAACUGGGCGAGCGGCCCCCCGCGCUGCUGGGCAGCCAGGGCCUGCGCGGCGCCACCGCCGACCCGCUGUGCGCGCCCGCGCGCAACCCCUGCGCCAACGGCGGCCUCUGCACUGUGCUGGCCCCCGGCGAGGUGGGCUGCGACUGCAGCCACACGGGCUUCGGCGGCAAGUUCUGCAGCGAAGGUGAGCUCCGGGGAGCGGCCGCCUGGCGCCUGGGCGCGGGGGUGAGGUCCUGGGGCGCCCCGUGGGGGUCGGAGCCUGUGGGGGCUCCUGAGGCACGGGGGCUGGGCGCGAGGGCUUGUGAGUGGGUGCGAGCGCGCCAGGACUGCGGGGACGCGUGUCCGGGCGAGGGCGCGUGGGGUUGGCGGUGGGCGGGGCGAGCGGGCGUGGCCGGCGUGGGCGUGGUCAGCGUGAGUCCCGCGGCGACCUGUGGGCAGCCUGUGUGGCCAGGUUCUGAAGGGGCUGCUGAGGGUGGGGUGCACGAAGCCCUGUGGGCUUGGUGGGUGAGGGGCUGUGAGGCGCUGGUGAAGGCUUGUGGAUGGGGUCUGCGUGGACAGGGCUCAUUAAAGGCAGUGGGCGGGGACCAUGGGGCCCCUGGAGGACAGUGGGUGGGGCUUCUGCAUAGAGCGGGACCUCGUAUGAGGCCGUGAGGGGCGGUGGGUGGGGCCGGCGUGGAAAGGCCAGUGUGGGCAGGGCUUAUGAGACAGGGGGCAGGACCUCGUAUGAGGCCAUGAGGGGCUGUGAGUGGGGCCUGUGUGGAAGGCCAGUGUGGGCGGGGUCUAUGAGACAGGGGGCGGGGCCUCAUGUGAGACCGUGAGGGGCUGAGUGGGGCCUGUGUGGAAGGCCAGUGUGGGCGGGGCCUCGUGUGAGACCGUGAGGGGCUAUGAAUAGGACCUGUGUGGAAGGCCAGUGUGGUCAGGGCCUACGAGACAGGGCAGACCUUGUAUGAGGCUCUGAGGGGCUGAGUGGGGUCUGUGUGGAAGGCCAGUGUGAGCGGGGCCUAUUAGACAGGGGACUGGGCCUCCUGUGAGAUCAUGAGGGGCUGAGCGGGGCCUGUGUGGGCGGGGCCUAUGAGACAGGGGGCGAGGCCCCGUGUGAAACCGUGAGGGGCUGAGUGGGGCGUGUGUGGAGAGGCCAGUGUGGGCAGGGCCUAUGAGACAGGGAUUGGAGCCAUGUGGUGGGGCCUUCGGGCAGGGGGGCGUAGUCGACAGUGGGUCGCAGUCUUUGAAGGUCCGCGAGUGAAGGGCGGGAAGUGCGGCCUGUGCGGCCUGAACAAGCACCAAGGGAUGAGGGCCUAGGUGUGAGGACGCUGAGUGUAAGGAGAAGGGCACAAUAGCGAUUCCAGGGCAGGCGAGGGAGAAUGGGGAUUGCGAAGCUGUGGCCAGGAAGGGAGGGCUUCUUUUUCACCACAGAAUCCUCAGAGCGCCUUCAAAGAGUAAAGGGAAAGCGAGGGAGAGGGUGGCUGAGGCUUCUCAGGCUCCUUACGAGGAGUGGACAGUUUGGGUGAGGGGCAGGGAUGGCCAAUAGUUUCUCUUGAUGACAGACGGGGCGUGGAGCCCCUGAGAGCGUCGGGUUUGGUGGGAGAUUGCUGGGCUGGGCAGGGCGAGG